UAGAAGUUUAAGCUCAAAAAGAAUGAAGGCAUUUUCUUUUGUAUAAAGCCAAGUCAAUUUGAACAGAAAAUGUAAAGCAGUACCAGUGCCUUUCUUCACUUGUUCUUGCUGUUCAGCAAAAACGACACAAAUUAAAACGCUAGUAUUCAAAAGCGUAAAACUUCAAUAGCAAAUCUAAUACGAUGAAAAACGCUGAGUUUAAACAAAAUUUGUUACUUGAAAAGCAUGAAAGCAAUGAACCUUACGGUGCCAUGGAUUCUUCAAAUAACGAAGAAAAAAUCCCGACGAAAAAUUUGGAGGAAGCGUUUCCGUGCAAGAAUGGACAUGUAAGGUUAGAUGGGUCUCGUGCAUACACACCGACAGAAGUUAUCACAGCAAUAGGGUUUGGCCGGUCUCAAACUCUCACUCUAAUUGUUCUAACCUUUGCCUGGUUCGCUGAGCUUGGCGAGAUAUCUCUGAUGCCUAUUCUGUCCACUCGCUUGUACGUAGAGUGGGAUCUCACUCCGGAGCUUGAGUCGGCUCUGGGCGCUGCUUCGUUUGCUGGCUUCGCAAUCAGUUACCCUCUGUGGGGUCUGGUGGCGGAUAGAAUAGGGAGGAGGCCCACUCUGAUUGUGUCCCACUGUUGGAUCCUGUUCUGGGGACUCCUCUGUUGCCUUGCUCCCAACUUGACCUGGCUGAUUAUCUUCAGGUCUUUCUUCUCACUCGCUGGAGGAAUCGCUAACAUCAUGAUGCCAUACUACUACGAGUUCCUGGCGCCCGAGGAACGGUACAUCGGAGUCGUGUCUGGACACGGGUUUGGCGCUGCCAUCGGCAAUACUUUCCCUGUAUUGCUCGCUUUAAUAAUGCUGCAAACCGAACAACUGGGUGCCUGGCGAUGGUACCUGUUCGCCAACACAGCUCCAUUUUUCAUCUUCAUUCCCCUGGCAAUUCUUUUUCUCGAAGAAUCGCCGCGAUACCUUAUGAGUAAGGGUCACAACAAAGAAGCCUUGUCUGUUUUGAGACGAAUAGCCGAACGAAAUAAGGUUGAACUACCCGAAAGCUUGGCCCUAAUUCCCGACACUGAAAGUGGAGAUUCGGAUGAGAAACUGUCUCUUAAAGACCAAAUGAAAUUAGCUGUGACAGAUCGCGACAUCUUGCGAAGUUUUCUGUGUAUUGUUACUAUAGGCGUAGUAUCCAGAUAUGUGUUAUAUGGCACUGCCUUUCUCAAAACUGAAGUCGUUUUCAAACAAGGCCAAGCUGAUAACUACUGCAAAAGCGACCGCGAACGCACUUACUUCUUAGAAACCGAUGACUAUCUGGCACUGCUACUAAUUCAAAUCGGUGAUUUGGCUGCUGCGUUUGUCAUGAUUCCGGUUUUGAAGCACAAGUUUCCCCUUCGUGAAUGCACCUUGGCCGCUUACUCCAUAGGCUUCCUCCUCAUGGCCCUGUUAUUCUUCUGUCCGAGUCUGAUUGUUGCUCUGAUUCUCAUUACAUCCUUGAGAACGAUGGUGCAAGUCUCAAACUCAGUCAUGAUGGUCAGUCUUUCGGGACUGUUGCCAACUAGAGUCAGAAGCAGUCUAUUUGGUUUUGGCACUUUUUUCAUGUACUUAGUACUCCCGUUCACGCCCUAUCUGACCCAGAACCUCUCCAAAUAUUCUCAGCAUUGGGUCACCUCCGUUUUGAUGACGUUUCUGGUUUUUGGUACCGUCGGAGCUCUCUUCACUCCCGCCAAAAUCUAUUCGAACUAGAAUAUGAAGAAUUUAAACAUAUUGUAAAAUAAAGAAACCUCUUUUG
Symsagittifera roscoffensis is the source of this 1773-nucleotide messenger RNA. Its product is annotated as putative transporter svop-1. Gene Ontology annotation, molecular function: transmembrane transporter activity. The record is from RefSeq and is a predicted model, not a curated record. The coding region runs from base 183 to 1727 and encodes 514 amino acids. Gene Ontology annotation, biological process: transmembrane transport. Lineage: Eukaryota; Metazoa; Xenacoelomorpha; Acoela; Convolutidae. The transcript is spliced from 2 exons. Gene Ontology annotation, cellular component: membrane.